Messenger RNA from Oreochromis niloticus (Nile tilapia), 5642 nucleotides. It is a transcript of the gene nt5c2b, whose product is annotated as 5'-nucleotidase, cytosolic IIb. The record is from RefSeq and is a predicted model, not a curated record. Gene Ontology annotation, molecular function: 5'-nucleotidase activity. The coding region runs from base 228 to 1919 and encodes 563 amino acids. NCBI's taxonomy places the organism in Eukaryota, Metazoa, Chordata, Actinopteri, Cichliformes, Cichlidae. The transcript is spliced from 18 exons.
CAUAACAACUGCUGGCAGCAGGGAGAGAGACAGCAGGGAGCAGGCAGGGCACGGACAGCUAUUACAUACCUGGCUUUGCAGAGUACCCGUCACCGCUUCGCCCACAGCUUUCUGUCAGAAUAUACACUUUUUCCUGCGACUUGCACGCAGCUCAAGGCGCAUGCUCAGAGUAACCGACGGCGCAUUUGUUUUAUUCAGGAACUCAGAGAGACUGAACGGUUAGAAAGAUGACCACUUCAUGGAGUGACAGACUGCAGAACUAUGCAGACUUGCCUGCCAACAUGGAUGGCCUUACAAUGAAAAAGUACAGGAGGGAGCCCUACCACAGAAUCUUUGUCAACAGAAGCUUGGCAAUGGAGAAGAUUAAGUGCUUUGGCUUUGAUAUGGAUUACACUUUAGCAGUGUAUAAGUCACCUGAAUAUGAAUCAUUAGGCUUCGAGCUGACAGUGGAACGGCUAGUGUCCAUCGGUUAUCCUCAGGAGCUCCUGAGCUUCGUCUAUGACCCAUCAUUUCCCACCAGAGGCCUUGUGUUUGAUACCAUGUAUGGAAACUUGUUGAAGGUUGAUGCUUAUGGUAAUAUCCUGGUCUGUGUCCAUGGAUUCAAUUUCCUGCGAGGCCCAGAGAUCCGUGAACGGUACCCCAACAAGUUUAUCCAGAGAGAUGAUACAGAGCGUUUCUAUAUCCUCAACACCCUCUUCAAUCUGCCAGAGACCUACCUUUUUGCUUGCCUUGUGGAUUUCUUCACCAACUGUGAUAGAUAUGACAGCUGUGAAACUGGCUUCAAAGAUGGCGACCUCUUCAUGUCCUUUAAAAGCAUGUUCCAGGAUGUCCGGGAUGCUGUUGACUGGGUCCAUUUCAAGGGUACGCUGAAGGAGAAGACUGUGGAGAACUUGGAGAAGUAUGUAGUGAAAGAUGGAAAGCUGCCUCUUCUUCUCAGCCGAAUGAAUGAAGUAUCCAAGGUUUUCUUGGCAACCAACAGUGACUACAAAUACACUGAUAAAAUCAUGACCUAUUUGUUCGACUUCCCUCAUGGCCCAAAGCCUGGCACCCCCCACCGGCCCUGGCAGUCCUACUUUGAUCUGAUCCUGGUGGAUGCCAGGAAACCGCUGUUCUUCGCAGAGGGUACAGUGCUCAGACAAGUGGACACAACAACAGGACGUCUAAAGAUAGGAACCUACACAGGACCACUGCAACAUGGGAUAGUCUACUCUGGAGGCUCUUCAGACAUUGUGUGUGACUUGCUGGGAGCCAAGGGAAAGGACAUAGUAUACAUCGGGGACCAUAUUUUUGGAGAUAUCCUCAAAUCCAAGAAACGUCAAGGCUGGAGAACAUUCCUGGUUAUACCUGAGCUGGCCCAGGAGCUUCACGUGUGGACCGACAAGAGCUCAUUAUUCGAGGAACUCCAGGGCCUGGAUGUUUUCUUGGCAGAACUCUACAAGCAUCUGGAUAGCAGCAGUAAUGAAAGGCCGGAUAUCAGCACUAUCCAGAGGAGAAUCAAGAAAGUGACACAUGACAUGGACAUGUGCUAUGGCAUGAUGGGUAGCCUGUUCCGCAGUGGCUCCAGACAGACUCUGUUUGCCUCACAAGUGAUGCGUUACGCCGAUCUGUAUGCAGCCUCCUUCAUUAACCUGCUCUAUUACCCCUUCAGCUACCUCUUCAGAGCGUCACACAUACUAAUGCCCCAUGAGUCAACAGUUGAACACACCCACGUGGACAUCGACACAGAGUCCCCGUUGGCUACCCGCAACCGCACCCACUGCAGUGACUGCAAAGAGCUAGAGUGCAAGCGCAACCAGCUGACCCGCUCAUUCAGCGAGAUCAAGCCACCCAACCUGUUCCCUCAGACUCCCCAGGAGAUCACUCACUGUCACGAUGAGGAUGAUGAUGAGGAGGAGGAGGAGGAGGAAGAAGAAGAGUAAUAUAAUAGGACCUUUAGAGGGGAGCCAUGUUCCCGUUCCUGCCUUCUUAUCUUUCCUAGUAGAGUAAAGUAGUGAUUGCUUUCAAAGGGAGGCAGAGAGGGGAAAACAUCUCCAGUGUGCAUAUGUGUGAUCACACACGCUCACACACGUACACAUUCUUGAAAUUUCUGAGGAUAAGUGUAAAGGACCAGUAGCAAAAGAGAUCAUAUGACUGUCAGAAGACUGUGCAUGCUCGGUCCUCUAAACAAAACCUGUAUGAGCUUAGUUAAAAAAGAAAACACACACAAACUUCUUGAUUUGUAAAUUCAUUUGAUUUCUGUAUAAUUCUCCCAGCAGACAGACAGAGAGCGCACACACUCAAACAGACAUCACACACCACGUUUCUUUAUCUUUUUAUAAGCUGAGUUUCAAGUCCUGCUGGUGGAUCACUUAGUUUUGGUCAUGUUUACGGUUUAAUCCACCAGGUUUGGACUUUCUACUGUAGUUUGAAGUGUAACACAGACUGACAGAAUAUGCACAUUGCUGUCACGGGGAAAACACUUUUCAGCAUAAGUGCCGAAAAAUCAGUGCAGACAUUAAACAUUUUUAUAUGCAACAUGGGAACAACAUUCAAAUUUUUUUAUCCAUUUUGUUUUAUUUGCUUGUCUUUAUAGAGCUGUAACUUGUAUGUAAGGGUAUUUCUGUGUGUGUUUCUGUCACGGUAGACUCACUCAGACUUUAGCAUCCUGAGUGACGGUAAGCAAAGAAGGUGUUGGACAAAACUGAAGCACAAGCUGGUGUCAAACUACUCGAUACCCAGAUAAAUAUCUUCUUUGACUUGUUUGGAGUUUGGUUAGGCCGUACACAAGUGAGGCUAUUGAAUUGAUGCUUUGUUACCAAGCAACAAAGAGGGCAGAGUAUCUGUAUUUUAUCCUUAGUCUCUAUGACUACCCCGAAACACAGUACUGUUUCUAUAAAUACCUGUAAGGUGAAUGAGAUGAGCUAAUUGUUCAACACCAUGAGCGGCUGUUAUGCAGUAUUUGUCAGCUUGAUUGUUUCGGAAGUAUAACUUGAGUAUUUCAUUUAUCAGAUUUUUUUAAAUUUUUUUAUUUAUUUUUUUGGUAAGGGGGGUGUACAGUACAAGGUCUUCAAGUUUGUUAUUUUGCGAAGUGUGUAAAAAAGGAAAGAGCAUGAAAGUGGAUUCGGCAUGUAAUGAAAGUAGUGUUUUCGACAAAAAACGUAAUUAAAAAGGUCUAACGAGUUUUAGCUGACUUUUAUCCACAGGUCCAGUAUUAUCAUGCCAUUCAUGGGAGGAUGAAAUAUGAACUGUGUUUACAGUAUUUUGCUAGCGGGCUUCUUAACACUACGAUGUGUUGUAGAUUGUGUUCACAGGUCAGAAAUGAGUGAAGUGCUCCAACAUUAAAUGCUUGAUUUUGCAUUUGCUCUGAUCGUUGCAACAAAAUACAAGCUUGUUAAACUUAAAGCUCCUGAAAACUUAUUCUAAAACACCUUACACACUUCGUCUUAUACAACAUGUAUUCUAUUACGCUACAGUCGGAGUAGGAAAAGCAACAUAAAAUGAUGUGGCAUGACCAAAAUGAUUGUGACUGUGUGCAGUUAACUUCCAAAUUGUUGCCUUUGAAAUGAUUUCUUCAAAAAUGGGAAUUAUGUCUGUGACCAGUCACAGUCAGUUGCCCUCUUCAAAGUGUGUUUUGUGUGUGUUUGCGAUAAAAUAGCAAAAGGAGUGAGUCUGCUAUCAGUUUGCAACAGCAGAAUGGGGUCAGUCUGUUUGUGAUGUUAUGGUGAUUUGCAAAAUCACAAAUCUGUUGCAAAUUUGUUUUCUGUUUGCAUACGCAGAAAUUCAUAUUAACUACUUGCAUCCAGAGUCCAGUCAGAGCCUCAUAGAAAUUCAGAAAUUCUUCCACAAAUGGUGGCAUAGUUGCUGCAGGAUAGCGAUUGAAAUGCAAAAUGACAUAAGCACUCUGCAACCUUGCUUGUUAUAUGGGAAUAUAAACAGAAUACAACCAGCUGGUAACCAGCUGAGUCAUGUCUUGGAAAGAAAUGCGCUCAGAUUGAUUGCAACAUGUUGACUCUAGUUAUUUGAGAACCUUCAGUCCACGUUGGACCACAAACGUUUGGAGGCAGGUUGCAUUUACGCAGUCACUGUGUGAUUGCUAUGAAGCUGUUAAAGACUUCAUAGCUUGAAUAACUGAAACAGCUUGUGUUAUGUGGACUUUUCUGCUUAGGUUUAUUUUUCUUUAAAAAAAAUCCUAAAUGGAAAAACAGAAUUUUUGAAUCGAUAUCAAAAGUUUUAUUUUAUUUAAUUUUUUUAAACUUGGUUGAGGUGGUUUAGUAGGGGUUAUGAUAAAAUGCAUUUAAAAUGCACACACAAACUUAACUAAUGACCAAACUACCCACCAGCUGCCAUUGGAAUUUAUUAUAAAUGCAUGUUUGUCUAAACUAAUUGGUUUAAAAAGUUAAUGACGCCCCUGCUAGUUAAAUGUCUCGUUUUUAAAAAGAAUUUUGAAAGAAAAAAAUCUUGCUUUAAAUUAUUAAAACUGUUCAGAUUUUGUUCAUACUGGGCUCUGCUGAUCAUCGAGAAAAGGUUUUCAGGAUCUUUAAUGCAGAUGUCAGUGGCAUCAGUGUUCGUACACACAAGGUAGAGUGCUGCCUCAUAUUAUUUUUUUCAAACACAGCAACUUUUUUUUUUUCCCUUUUCCCACCAUCCACUAAAAGCAACGUUAAACUGCCUCACAUUUUUAAAGUCUCGACCUCUUCUGUUGGUCUUCAGUGUGUUGGAUCGGCCUGUUGAUUUAGGCCGCAAAAAGGGAAGGAACGUGCCGUUUAGUUUUUGGAAUGUUCUUUGGUUUGGCUUGAUGUGGAGUGAGUAGUGGUGAAUGUGCUUAAUGCGUUGGAUAAAACCAUGUUGAACAUAUAUGAACAUAUUACAGCUGUUUAGGCUUUGUUUUUUUUUUUUUUUUUUUUACAAGUGAAAUAUUUAUAUUUUAUGUUCUGAUGUUUGUUUCUUGAACAUAGAAUAACUGGAUAUGCUACAUGAUGCAGCUGCAUUGCCAACGGGGAAGAGGUGACUGUCUUUGCAUCAUUUCAUGUGAAAAUAACAACAAUAUCCGCUCUGCUGUGGCCGUUACGGUAGCAUCAGUUUGACUUCUAUGUGAGGCUGCUGUCGGUGUAGUUUAUACAGAGAGGAUAGAAAGAAAAAAAAAAACUGUAAGCCUGCAAAAAAAAAAAAAAAAAUCUUAAAAUGAAGGGAAAUGUGACUAGCAUGUUAAGUAUCAUAACUAAUUUGUUACUUGUCAUCAGCAUCAUGGGAUUUUUACUUUUCUAAGCUAGUGUUUUCCAAUGGUCUCUAUUUACAGAACUGUAAAUAGACCUUGCCAUUUCCUUUUCAUAUGAUUUUCUUUUAAAAAUAUAACUUUUUUUUUUUUUCAUUUUUAUACAGUAUCUCAUAAACCUGUCACUACGACUUGGAACUAACUAAAGACUGGUGAAUAGGUUACAGUGCUUUAGAAGAUUUUUAUCUUGUGUUGUGAUGCCCAGAAUGCAUCUGUAUUAACAGGUGCAAGAACGCCACUGUUCAUUUUCUAACCUUUAGUAAACUUUUGUUUUUAUGCAUAUCAAUUUAUGUUCUUCUGAACAGUGUUUUGUGUGUUUCCACAAAUUAUCCUUUAGACUGUACAUUGAAGUAAAUUACAUAAAAAUGUAGAAUAAAGAUAGUUUGUAAUA